This is a messenger RNA of Mucor mucedo, 276 nucleotides long. RefSeq lists its product as uncharacterized. The transcript has a single exon. Bases 40 to 243 code for a protein of 67 amino acids. The record is from RefSeq and is a predicted model, not a curated record. Lineage: Eukaryota; Fungi; Mucoromycota; Mucoromycetes; Mucorales; Mucoraceae.
UUCCCCGAGUUUAAGACAGUUUCAGGAAGACGAAGGAAGAUGAAGGAAGCCGGUUAUGAAAUAAUCGGAUAUGCACGAAGUUCAAACGGUAAAAAGGACGACCUGAAGCGAGUCUCAUUACUUAACCCCAGGAUUGAAAUAUUAAAGACAAGGUCACUGGAAGAUUUAGCUUCCAUCAGUCCAAAUUCUUCUGCAGGAGAUCCGUUCCAGAAAAAAGAUGAAAAAAAAAAAGCGAAGAGCUGAUGACGAACGUAAGUGCCGACGGAGACACUCAAG